CAUAAAGCAAGAUCUUGGGAGGCGGUGGUCCUUCAUCCUGGAGACGUGCCCUGCCCGGCGCAGCUGAGUUCUCAGCAACGUGACAACUGAGUACCAGCAGCUAAUCUCAGUGAGGACUGGAUCAGGCCUUAAAUGUCUGCCAGCUAGACACUGCUGUGGUAAUGAUAGUGUUAGCCCUUUUUCUUAAGUGAUGUGGAUCCUGGGAGCCUUCAGCUCUCCCUUCUCCUGGCACUGGCCCCAGGGAGGGCUAGCUGGACCUUAGUUCCCAUUUUCUCUGCUUCCGUUGCCAUCUAGGAGAGUUUAUUUUCUCAAACCCAUUUUCUCUAACAUGCAAAUGCUAUCCUGAGCCAAGGACAAACUUUCUAAGAGAGGUAAAACCUUAGUGCUUCUCAUUUGAGAUGGACUUGAUUUCAGUUUAGUUACCUGUGAGAAUUGCUCCACACGACUGCCUGUGAAGGAGAGAGAAUUUUUUCUGUGUCCCUCAAUAGAAAAAGAACUGGAGCUCGCUAGCUCCUGGCUGUCUGUGCAGGACAGUCCAGCUUUGGCAAGGAGAAUUACUUGGAGCUGAGGAGGAGCGGGAUCCAUUUUGAAUCCCACGUGGGGGAUGCCUGUUGAGUGUGUGUUGCUCACAGGAGACUGCACCAGGGCUUACACGAGAAUAUGGAGGGCUUUGGGCAGUAAGCCAAGCCAAGCUGGGUUGUGUGAAAUGCAAAUAGAAAAUAGCAAUUCGCAAUGCCUCAUAACUCAGUCAAACCUGCAAAGGGCUUCACAGGGCCAGGGAAAGGUUAGCCCUUUGACAUCAGCCCUGCCACAUCUCACCUCCUUAGCAAAACCACAGAGCCCUAAAAGCCCUUCAGAGACAUUUGCAGGGAUCUUCGGUGACAGGAAGCAUUAGGUGUAACUUUGCUGAUUGUCAAGGCUCACAUUGCAAGCUUUUAUUUCAUAGAUGUUAAAAUUAGAAGGCAGUGUUGUGAUCCUCUCAUCUGGCCGUAACAGUUUCUCUACUGAGCCUAAUAAUGUGUGUGUCAGUUCUCUUACAUAUUUUAGAAAAGUCUUCACUAAGUGACAGAAACUUAUGUCUCAGUCAGGAGUUGAUUAUGUCUCCUGAAACACCCCUAUUUGUUUCUGGCUUUGUUUGGUACUGCAUAUUCAGCAGUUGACAUAAGUACCAGGUGGGUAUAUCUCUGUUAAAAAGGGAAGUUUUGGUCUGUGGUUGGCUGCGUAUUACUUCUCUGACUUUUCUGGAAAGAAGCUUCUAAUUGUCACUACAGGGUUACUGAAAAGCUGAAGUGAGACCUGUGUACUGCAGUACCAGGUUGGGUUCUUUGGUGUGGGAGGUGUGGGUGGCAACCCUGUGGAAUGUAGAGCAGUGACAUGUUGGCAGCGUGCUGUUGCUGCUGCUGUGCCUUCAGAGCUGAGCUAAUACUUGUAGGCUGCCACCAUGGUGUGUGUCAAAGUUGAAUUAAAUUAGGAUUACCCUACCUAAAAUGUUUGUUUCAUGUAAGAAAUGUUAAUUCUAAAUGCUUAUCUAGAAUAGCACCAAUGUAACUGGCUGAAUUAGCAACCAAAGGGCAAAGCAUGGCAGAAAUGUAAGGCUGUAAAACAAGUCAGCUGAUAGGGAUUGGGAGCAGGCUCUGCCUCCAUUAGGUCAGUUAUAAACCAUCAUCAGCUAUUUUUCUAUUAAAGAAGAGGUCUAAGUUAAUGAAUUGAUGUGUGUGGGAAUUAAUGCUGGAUGAGUCCCCUGUGGCUUUUGUGAUGAGGGUCAAAUAAAAUAUUAAUGAAAUUAAAACAAACAACCCCCUGCUCUUCCUAAGUGCCUUCCGGAUGGGUUUCUCUAAGCAUUGGUCGGGGAAGAUGUGGAGCCCCAGGAGAGACAGGCCGGUGUCAUUAUUCCCUUUUCAUGGGCAGGGAGAUGAGGGUGGUGGAAGACAGUGACCCUGGGGCCUCACAGGCCAGCAGCAGGGUUGCACAGGAGGUCUGCUGUCUGGUGCUUUUGCUCUGAUCUCUCCAAAACCCCUGAGGUUUCAGCUCCUGUCUCAGAGAAAUGGAAGUCCAUCCAGAUUGCUCCUGCGCUGCUCGGCUGGAAGCUGAACUUUCUAAGUCUAAGACAGCCUUUGGUAGUCCCAAAUCUGUAGUCUUCUUAUUCACAAAACUUCUCUGUGCCUCCAGAUCAGAGACCAUAACCCAGUAGAUGUGACUCUUUUCUCCUGAUGCCUUAUCCACAUGACGCAUAUCGCUUGUCUUGUGAAUUGUCCAUUCUAAAGUCUGAGAAUAGGAGCUCAAAUGACAGGCUGGGGAAGGAUAAAGUCUUUUUGGUUACAUCUGUGCAGUGCAGUGCAGUGCAGAAGAUCUCAGGCGUGAUGAAGUCAAGGAAACUUGCUUCAGGAGCAGCAUCCCUGAAUCAUUUCAGUCCAGUUCCCAGGCUAACACAAUCAUGGUGCUUUCAUACUCUAAAGUAGGAACUGUGUGGUAUAACAGGGUGUUAAAUAUAUAUGGUGCUUUUGGACAUGGCACAAAGCUGUAAAUUGGUUCAGAAAUCUUCCCGCUGCUGCAAAAUGUAAGGAUGUGAUGUACUCUGCAUCUCUGGGCAUGAUUCUAUUACACCGAGAAACAUCCAGUGUAUGGAGAAGGAGACCUUGGCAGGCACUCCAGGCUAAACAGAGACAGUUCUGUUUGCAUCAUGCAAAAUCAAAGCCAAAUGCAUUUUCUUGCACCUGUUUGUGUACCUUGGGCAUGGACCAGCCUAAGCAAGACUUCAGCAAAGGCCACUGGGGGCCCACGACACAGGGCUGGCGAAUGACAGCACAUGGCGAGGAUUCAUCAGGAUCUUCUUGUGUGACUGGUGCAAGCCUCCCUUCCAGAAGAACUGCCCAUCUCUGUCUCCUUGGGAACAGCCAAAGGGGGUGCAGAGUGACAAAAAUUUAUGUUUUCAUCUAACCGGACCAAGGAGAAUGGGGGUCCCGCACCCAAAAGAAUGAAGACACGACAGAACAAGGACUCAAUGUCAAUGCGGAGUGGACGGAAGAAAGAGACUCCAGGGCCCCGAGAGGAACUCAGGUCACGGGGUCGAGCUUCCCCCGGGGGCGUCAGCACCUCCAGCAGCGAUGGCAAGGCUGAGAAAUCCCGACAAGCGACAAAGAAGGGCCGAGUGGAGGAAUCCUGCACCCCCAAGGGCAACAAACAGGGCCGAACAGAAGAGAUCUCAGAGAGUGAAGGGGAGGACACUAAUGCUCCCAAAAAAACCAAAACCGAGGAGUUGCCCUGCCCUCCAUCCCCAUCCGAUGUUGACAGCCUUGAUGGCCACAGCUUCAACGAUGAGAUGAGCAGUGACCCACGGGACAUUGACCAGGAUAACAGGAGCACCUCUCCCAGUGUCUACAGCCCCGGGAGUGUGGAGAAUGACUCCGACUCCUCCUCUGUGCUGUCCCAGGGGCCGUCUCACUCCUACCACCACCCUCCGCUCUUCCCCCAGAGCCCACCGGUAGCUCCCCCUCCCGACAGCCUGGCCCGUCCACCAGAGCCCAGCUUUGGGCUCCCAGGCGAGGUGCACCCCCAAGGACCCCCUGCAGGAAGUUACCAUUCACAGCUGGAGGGCCAAGCUUCCCGCAUUUUCCAGGCUCAAGCCCCACAGACACCCGCCUCCUCCUCCUCCUCUGCUGUUGCUGCCCCUUCUGCUCCCCCUUCCUCUUCAUCCUCUUCCUCCUCUUCUUCCUCCUCCUCUUCCCACACUCCCCUUUACCCUUCAACCAAUGUGGUCCAGGUUGGGACCAAAAUUGCCAGUGGAGUGGGGGGGCUCCCAGCACCAGGGGGUCGCGAGCAGACCCUCAGCGCCAAGCACAAUCCACCACCCACCACCCCAAUCUCGCUGGCGUCAGUAGGAGGGGGGCUCCCCCCUCAAAAGACGCCCCCAGCCAACCCUCCAGCUGCCCCCCCAGCUUCAGCCCCUUCCUUCCCUCACGUCUCUGCCAACCUGCCUCCCCCCCCAGCCCUGCGCCCCCUCAACAACACAGUGGCUGCCUCCAGCUCUCCGGGGAUGGUGGGUCAGGGCCUGAGCGGCCACCUCCCCUCGCCCCACGGCAUGGGGCAGGACAAGGCACCAGCCCUGGCCCCCUCCCGCUACCCCUAUGCCCCACCACCUCUACCACCCUCCAGCUCCUCAGCUCAGUACCCCCAGCCCUCCCCGGGCCAGCCCCUGCCCAGUUACAGCGCUUCCUACGGGCACUCCUUUCCCCCACCCAGUGGCCUCUCUGUCUCCAGCCAGCCCCCCAAGUACACCCAGCCCUCCCUGCCUUCGCAGCCCGUCUGGAGCCAGGGGCCACCCCCUUACAGCCGGCCCUUGGGCAAUGCUGGCUCCCACCCUGCUGCCCCCUUCCCCGGCCAGUCCCCCCAUCACCAGCAGCCGCCCCAGCAGCACCACCACAGCCAUGGGAGCAGCGGGGGUGUCUCCCCAGCAGCUGCAGCUCCUCCCCAGCCCCCUGGCUACCCCCAUGGCCUGGAGUCUAACAGCCAUCACCCUUCCCAUCCCACCUACGGGCUGCGCCUCUACCCUCCCCACAGCCAGGCUGCCUACAGCCAGGCUCCCUCGGCCACCGCGGCCACAGCCCCCUCUUCCUCCUCCUCAUCCUCUUCUUCUUCCUCAUCCUCCUCUGCCGCCUCUUCCCAAGGAAGCUACCCCAGCAUGUGCUCUCACCCCCCGGGACAGAAUCCUGCCACCUACACUUUCCCCCCUCCACCCCCCCCCUCCCCUGCCCAUGGUGCUGGCCCUCCGGUCACCUCUGCUGCCACCACCCUCUCCACUGUAAUCGCCACCAUGGCCUCCCCCUCUGCAGCCCCCUACAAGACAGUCUCACCUCCGGUACCCCCUUCAGCUGUGGCCCCAUAUGGGAAGCGUGCGGCCUCCCCUGUCCCCACCUUCCAGCCCCCAGCCCCCUACAAGCCAGGCUCACCCCCCACUUCCUCAGCUGCCCCUUUCCGGGCAGCCACCCCUCCUGGCUACCGGGUGGCCUCCUCCCCUGUGACGGGCGGCUACAAAGCCCCUUCACCCGCCCCUUCUGCCCCACCACCCUUGCCGGGGAGCAUGACUGCCCCAGCCCCCCCACCGCCCCCACUCCCCCUCAGUGCUGCGCAGAUCAAGCAGGAGCCAUCAGAGGAGUACGAGCCCCCUGAGAGCCCUGUGCCUCCUGCUCGCAGCCCCUCGCCGCCCCCCAAGGUGGUGGAUGUGCCAAGCCAUGCCAGCCAGUCAGCCAGAUUCAACAAACACCUGGACCGUGGCUUCAACUCCUGCUCCCGCACUGACCUGUACUUCGUGCCCCUUGAUGGCUCCAAGCUGGCCAAGAAAAGGGCAGACUUGGUGGAGAAAGUGCGGCGAGAGGCUGAGCAGAAGGCGCGUGAAGAGAAGGAGCGGGAACGGGAGCGGGAGCGGGAGAAGGAGCGAGAGCGGGAGAAGGAACGAGAGCUGGAGAGGAGUGUGAAGAUGGCCCAGGAGGGCCGUCCAGUCGAGUGCUCGUCCCUUGGGCCAGUUCCCCACCGCCCCUCCUUCGAGCAGGGCAGUGCUGUAGCCACUGUUCCCCCAUACCUGGGCCCUGACACCCCGGCUCUGCGCACCUUGAGUGAAUACGCACGGCCCCAUGUCAUGUCCCCCAGCAACCGCAACCACCCCUUCUACGUGCCGCUGGGGGCAGUCGACCCGGGCUUGCUGGGGUACAACGUGCCAGCCAUCUACAGCAGCGAUCCAGCGACGCGGGAGCGGGAGCUGAGGGAACGGGAAGCCCGCGAACGAGACCUGAGGGACCGGGACCUGCGUGAACGUCUCAAGCCCGGCUUUGAAGUCAAACCAGCUGAGUUGGAGCAGCUCCAUGCUGUGCCGGCUGCUGCCAUGGAUCCGUUCCCACGCCAUGGCGGGCUGAGUCUGCAAACAGCCCCUGGCCUUCAUCCCGCUUUUCCCUUCCACCCAGGGCUGGGCCACUUGGAGCGGGAGAGGCUGGCGCUGGCAGCUGGCCCCACUCUUCGUCCCGACAUGUCCUAUGCUGAGCGCUUGGCGGCUGAACGCCAGCACGCCGAGCGAGUGGCUGCUCUCAGCAAUGACCCUCUGGCCCGGCUGCAGAUGCUCAAUGUGACACCUCAUCAUCAUCAGCAUUCCCACAUCCACUCCCACCUCCAUCUCCACCAGCAGGAUGCCAUACACGCGGCCUCAGCCUCUGUUCACCCUCUUAUUGACCCACUUGCCUCGGGAUCACACCUCACCCGGAUACCAUACCCAGCUGGAACCAUCCCCAACCCUCUCCUGCCUCACCCUCUUCAUGAGAAUGAAGUGCUUCGCCACCAGCUUUUUGCUGCACCCUACAGGGACCUGCCGGGCUCUCUCUCCGCGCCCAUGUCAGCAGCACACCAGCUGCAGGCCAUGCACGCGCAGUCGGCUGAGCUGCAGCGCCUGGCCCUGGAGCAGCAGCAGUGGCUUCACGCCCAUCACCCCCUGCACGGCGUGCCACUCCCGACGCAGGAGGAUUACUACAGCCACCUGAAGAAGGAAAGUGACAAACCCCUUUAAAUGGACUUCUGCUGUCAACAUGACAUCAUCAUGUCUUUCUCUUAAGAGGAACAAUCAAUCAACCGAAUCCUGAUGAAGGGGAAGCUGCAAAGUGACACAUCCUGAUCCCACCAUGCAGUAAGAGUACAAGAGAAGACGGACGAAAAGUACAGGGUGGCAUCCUGGGAACAGAAAGUGGAGGAGAGAAAAUGGGGAGGGACUGAAACACCACUAACGGACAUGAAACAAUCGGUACGUGAUUUCAGCUGAGCUCUGAAGAAAAGAGAAUCAGCAUUGCACAGAGCUCAGAAAGACAAAAACUGACAUGAAUUCAGGGUGGCAGCAGCUCCAUCCUUUAUUUUGGGGUAACACUUGCAUUAAAUAAAAAGUGCAGAGCAUUGCAGGACUUCAUGUACAGGAUGGUGCUGCCUUUUCUACUUCUGUGAGGAGGAGGUGCAGCCAAGAAGUAACUCCAAACCCAACAGAGCCUUUUUUCAAGAUGCCUCCUCAACACCCCACCCCCCUUUAAGUGUAAGAUACUGCUUAGCGAUACAGAAGAGCAACGUGGAACUUUUUCAGAUUAGCCAGAGCAGCUUCCCAUUCUCCGACAUCCCUUCAGAUGCAAACAAAGUGUUACAGGACCCCUUCCUAAGUGGCCACUCCUGCCUACGGAGGGUCUGGGGUCUGGUCCCAGCCAUCGGGGUGCAAAGCACCGCAAGACUGUUUGCUGGAUAGUGGCUGUGCUUUCCUGUGGCUGAUGGGAAUGGGCACGGCCACGAGGUGCAAAGCACCAGGAGACUGUUUUCAAGACUGCGAUCACCACUGCAACCCCUCUGAGCCCCACGGGGAGAGAUGAUGUGGCUGAGCAGUGACACUGAGUCCUGGGACUGUAAGAGGGCGGCUGCUCCUUUCCCCUCACCCAUCCUAAUUGAUGUACUUUAACUCAUGCACAUCCUAUUAGACGUGGCAGUUUUAUGUAGCAACUUGUGACUCCCUUGCCCCUGCGUGCGUGUUCUGAUUUCACAGUUGUAUCUCUCGAUUGGUCCCCCAUAUAUAUAUAUAUAUAUUUACUUAACCAUUAAAAGGAAAAACAACCAACAACACAGCUAUGGAAAAAAAAAGCAAAGCCAAACACCCAAACUACGUUCCCCUUGCACUCCCGCGCACCGACACACAUUCUAAUAAUUUAUAUAUAUAAAUAUAUAUAUGAAGCUCUUACAAAA
Messenger RNA from Pipra filicauda (Wire-tailed manakin), 7749 nucleotides. RefSeq names its product atrophin 1 (gene ATN1). Bases 2924 to 6547 code for a protein of 1207 amino acids. The transcript is spliced from 10 exons. Gene Ontology annotation, molecular function: transcription corepressor activity. NCBI's taxonomy places the organism in Eukaryota, Metazoa, Chordata, Aves, Passeriformes, Pipridae. The record is from RefSeq and is a predicted model, not a curated record. Gene Ontology annotation, cellular component: nucleus.